AUGGCUCCCGGCAGCGUCGCUCCCAGUGACACCUCUUCCUCGGCCUCCUCGGCCUCCGCAGAGGGGCCGGCCAUGCUGUCAGGGCCUGAGAAGCCAGGCGUGGCCCCGGGCGCCGUCCGGGCGCCGCGCCGCCACCCUCCGGUGCUUCACAUGGUGCUGGAGGCGCUGCAGGCCGGGGAGCGGCGCAGGGGGACUUCAGUGGCGGCCAUCAAGGUCUACAUCCUGCAGAAGUACCCGACGGUGGACGCCCUCCGGCUCAGCCACCUGCUGAAGCAGGCCCUGGCUACGGGCCUGCACCGCGGCCUGCUCAUCCGGCCCGUCAACUCCAAGGCCAAGGGGGCCACCGGCAGCUUCAAAUUAGUCCCCAAAGACAAAAGGAAAAUCCCACCCAGGAAGACAGCCCCCAGGAUGUCCGGUCAAACUGAGGGGAAGGACCCCAAGAAGCCGAGUGAGUCAAAGAAGGACCCUGCCAACCCAGGCGAGGUGAAAAGAGGAUCCAGGAAGCCCGGAGAGGGGAGGGCAGCUCCCUCCAAACCAGGCGCAGCCAAGAAGGCCCCCAAGAAAGGCACGCAGACCAAGGACCCAGAGGCAAGGCUGGGUGAGGCCAAGAAGCCCUCCCAACGGCCAGAGGAGGCCGCUCAGGCCCCUCCCAGUGCCAAUGGGCCCAGUGGGAAGUCGGAGGUCAAAGAAAGAGGGGGCCGCCAAGCAGAUACCAAGGCCCACAGGAAGACACAGCCUGGAAGUCAGAGUUCGAAAUCCACCAAGGGUGAGAAUGGUGCUUCCCUGGCCAAAAAGAAAAUGGGGGGCAAGGUCCCUAAAGAGACUGCUGGGGAGGGGCCCAAAGCCAAGGCCCCUGUUCCUCCCAAGGGCACUGGGUCCAAGAGAGAGCCUGUACCACUGGCCAGGAAGGCUGAGGCCUCUAAGGGCCCGAAAAAGCCUGGCAUCCCCACCAAGUCUUCAGCGUCCAAAGCGGCCAGCAAGAAGGCAGAAGCCAAGGGCUAG
Rangifer tarandus platyrhynchus (Svalbard reindeer) is the source of this 1002-nucleotide messenger RNA. NCBI's taxonomy places the organism in Eukaryota, Metazoa, Chordata, Mammalia, Artiodactyla, Cervidae. The record is from the annotation of a GenBank genome assembly.